AUGGCAAGCCAAUCUCCCAACCUCUACAGCUUCUCAAAUACCGAUGCGCUCGCCCAACAAUUGAGGACAUACGUCCUGAAGAAUCAGAACUCCGCCCUCGCCCGCCACGACACCUUCCGCGUUGCAGUUUCCGGUGGCUCCUUGCCCACAGUACUCGCCAAAGCCCUCCUUGCACCAGGCAACGGAACCCCCGACGACACGGCCCAAUUCUCCAAAUGGGACAUCUUCUUUGCCGACGAGCGCGCCGUGCCCCUCGACCACGCAGACAGCAACUACAAAUUACUGAAGGAUGAACUAUUGAGCAAGAUCCCCACGGAACUGGGUGAGCCCCGCGUGCACACCAUCGAUCCCACCCAUGUCAGCGACGAGGACCCCCAGGAGCUAGCAGAUCUGUACCAGGAGGAGCUGAUGCACAUUUUCGCGGCCAAGGACAGCGUCAAGUUGCCGGUGUUUGAUCUGAUCCUGUUGGGCUGUGGCCCCGAUGGCCACACCUGCAGUCUAUUCCCCGGGCACGAGCUGCUUCGGGAGAAGGACGCUUGGGUGGCCGCCAUUAGCGACUCGCCGAAGCCCCCGCCGAAGCGCAUCACCCUCACUCUGCCCGUGGUUACCCACGCCGUGAACGUGGCCUUUGUCGCUACCGGCGGUGGAAAGAAAGAUAUUAUGAAGCAAAUCUUCGACUCCGAAGAGGGCAGGAGUCUUCCCUCUUCUCUUGUCAACCAAGGUGCUGGUGACAAGGUCAGCUGGUUUACUGAUCAUCCUGCCGUGGAGGGUGUUUCUUUCCCGAGACGUGGAAGUUUGUAA
Molecule: messenger RNA, 801 nt
Organism: Aspergillus alliaceus
Lineage: Eukaryota; Fungi; Ascomycota; Eurotiomycetes; Eurotiales; Aspergillaceae
Product: 6-phosphogluconolactonase
Exons: 1
Coding region: 1-801 (266 amino acids)
Biological process (GO): pentose-phosphate shunt; carbohydrate metabolic process
Molecular function (GO): 6-phosphogluconolactonase activity
Source: RefSeq, a predicted model, not a curated record